This is a messenger RNA of Colletotrichum scovillei, 1026 nucleotides long. RefSeq names its product ankyrin repeat protein. Lineage: Eukaryota; Fungi; Ascomycota; Sordariomycetes; Glomerellales; Glomerellaceae. Bases 1 to 1026 code for a protein of 341 amino acids. The transcript has a single exon. Gene Ontology annotation, molecular function: protein binding. The record is from RefSeq and is a predicted model, not a curated record.
AUGAAGACUAUCCACAUCCCCAGUAUAGGCGCCGCAGGGGAGUGCAAAAUGCCACCGGCAAAGACUUGCACACGGUUUUACAACCUCAUCAGCCCAGUAAUCUUCAAGCAUGAUAUUCGGCAGCAUUACGCAUCGUCAUUGCAUUUGUCGGUCAAAAGAAACAAGAUUGAGGGUGUCGCGGCUUCACUUCGCCACGGCGCUGAUAUCAAUCAGCCUGAUCGGUCGUUGAUGCACAUUGAAGAAAAAAUGCUAUCAGACCAUCGAUUCCCGGAUUUGGGAACCCCAGUUGAAACGUCUUUGACCGCUCUGCAUUGGGCGUCUUUAUAUGGAUGCACAGAUCUGGUACAUUACCUCCUCGAGUCUGGCGCCGACGUCCACCAAAGGGCCGACAUGGGCUUCUAUCACUUUUUCAGCCACGAGUCUUAUAGCUUGGAGAAGUUAGAAACCAAUGGAGAUGAUCCCCAUAGAGUUUUGUUCUCCGUUACGAUCGCAGAAUAUAUCAGCAAUCUGGGGAGACACGGAAUGGGCAAUGUGAGCGAUCCGUUACCUUUGCCCAUGCGGGCUAACUCGCUCUUCUUUGCCCUGAAAGGCAGUUUCAGUCGCGCAAACCGCUGUAAGUGGGAGUCGGCGUACGUUCAUCCUGGGCAGCGUAAUGAAUUGUAUUUGGACACUUUCGUUGAUGACGAUACAACUGGCUCUCGUCUCAAGAUUGUCAAGGCGCUGAUCAAGGCUGGGUCAUCCCUGCUUACUCGGGAGAGGGGAAAAGUUCAUGCACUUCACCAAGCUUGUGCAUAUCGAGACGUUGAGGUAGCUCGGUUUCUUCUGGAGGAAAUGGAAGUCGAUCCAAACACUAGAGAUUCCAAGGGCGACACCUCUCUUCACUACGUGGCUGCCAGUAAUUAUGAGUUCGAUCCACGCACACAGAAGAUUGUGAACCUCCUCAUCGACAAAGGGGCAAAAGUCGAUGCCCAGAAUGCAGAUGGACAAAGCCCCGCUGACAUCGGCUUGUACACGGAAUAUAAGUAA